Messenger RNA from Paecilomyces variotii, 4617 nucleotides. RefSeq lists its product as hypothetical. The transcript is spliced from 10 exons. The record is from RefSeq and is a predicted model, not a curated record. Bases 1 to 4617 code for a protein of 1538 amino acids. Gene Ontology annotation, cellular component: nuclear RNA-directed RNA polymerase complex. Gene Ontology annotation, molecular function: helicase activity. Lineage: Eukaryota; Fungi; Ascomycota; Eurotiomycetes; Eurotiales; Thermoascaceae. Gene Ontology annotation, biological process: regulatory ncRNA-mediated heterochromatin formation.
AUGGAGACUAAAAUCCAUGCGCACGAGCCCUCCACGCUUGAUAUUGGCUGCUCAAACGGCCUAUCGAGAACUCGAGCUGUGGCUAGUUCACCGAACUAUCUAUCUUUCGCGCCAAGGCCAGUUCCAAAGAACGGCCAGUGUUUUGAUAGUGACGGCCCUGGAACUCUUUCCUCUGCUGGAGCUAGGCACGACAAUGACUUUGCCAGCAUCAAAGACAUACGGAUUUUGCCAACCACCGACGAGGUCCUUUGUAUGAGACCUCCUUACAUGCCUCACAAAAACUUCAACAAGCCACAUUUCCUUGAACGUGGUCCCGAGAGGCUUAUCGACACGCUCUUCCGUCAACUUCGCCAUGACAAUAUUGAGAGAUUGAAGGAUUGCGUCUACGCUGCUGCGCAAAAGCUUUGUGCGAUGGAAGUUCCGCCUCAGGAGUACGACCCUUGCCAAGAGACGCAAGCAGGAAACCGUUACUACAUGUACUGGGGAGCAGAACUUGAAGAUCUCCGCUUUGACGACCGUAAGGGUCUCUUCUUACAGUUCAGCUAUAACUGUCCGAAGCCUAUGAGGGGACGCAAGAUGUUCAGGAGUGGUCGAUUCGAAAAGGGCAUGUUGAUGGCAGUUGUGGGCCUCGACGACGACGACGUGAGUCUGUCGACUACAUUUUUCGAGGUUCUUCUCCCGCAGUGCACGGAGUCAAUGGAAUCAAGAGGAGGGAAUGGAGUGAGAGCUGCGGUCCAGCUUCUCUUCGCUCAAAAGGACUGCGAAGAGGAUAUAACAAGAAUGCUUCUCUAUUCUCAAAAGCUUCGAUCAGGGCGCUUUGUCUUGGUUGAAUUUCCUAAGCACCUCCUCAACGGUUUCUAUCCCAUAUUGAAAAGAAUGCAAGAACUUUCGGGCGAUGAUCUCGGGUUAACACGCUAUUUCGCCCCUCGCAAUGCAGAUGAAGAGAACCUUGGCCCACUCCCACCCUGUUACGCAUGCAGAUCUACCUCCGUGCUUGACUGCAAUUCUCUCAAAGCGAAGAGCGAAGCAGCGACAGCAUUUCCCAAAUAUUCUCUUCGAAACCUUGUCAGGGAUAAAAAGCGGUUCCUGGAUAUUGUGAAGUCCGAAACGACACUUGACGAGGGACAGGCCUCUGCUUUUGUAGAGAGCUUUAGUAAUGAACUCGCUUUUGUACAAGGGCCCCCUGGAACUGGAAAGAGCUUCCUGGGUGUCGCCCUCACCAAGGCAAUCCUGGCAGCCGGAGAAUCUGGGGAGAAGCCGAUACUGGUGGUGUGUAUGACAAAUCAUGCGCUGGACAGCUUUCUGAAGGAUCUCAUCGACCAUGGUGUCACCGACGUUGCACGCAUAGGAACCGGCAGUAAAGAAGACUGGACCGCAAAAUACAAUCUCAAGUCACUCGCAAGAUCAACAGCGAGGACAGAGAAAGAACAAAAAGACGUGUCGAAGAUUCUACACGAUGUUAGGCGUCUCUCAGCUGAUGGUAUGGACAUCUGUGACUCCGUCAGCAAUCCUGACAGGAUUGGGUGGUUCACAGUUGCGGAGCACCUCAAAGCCAAUAAACGAUAUCAUCACAUACUCAAGCAGUUGGUUAUUACUCCCACACCUGGAGACAGACUUCACAAAUCUGGACUUGCUAAAAGAGCUUCGGGGUUCCCAUAUGUCUUCUGGAGUGCUGGCGGAGACCUGAAGGUCUUCGAUGAGAGCUUGGCGCAAGAAUUUUCGGCAUUCUUAGGUCAGAACGACCCCGACGGCAUGAAGUCCAUCGAUAACGCUAAGAUUAUCGGAUCUGUCCUACGUGAGAUCGUUUCCAGGGCGUACGAUAAUAGCCAAACUGCAGGGGAAGAAAAUAUUUGGAAACUCUCUCUUGCUGAGCGCAAGGCCUUGAUUUCGAAAUGGGCAAAGGAGAUAGACCAGAAGGCUAUAUCAAGGGAAAUCCUCAGAAUACAUUUUGAGCAUCAGGACGCUGUUCGCCAGCUUGAGCUCAAUCGACAAUCGACAGACGUACGCUGUCUUCUAAAACAGAAGGUCAUCGGUAUGACGACUACUGCGUGUGCAUCGAAAUGGGAUCUCCUCAAGCAACUAGAUUUGAAAGUUGUCAUCUGUGAGGAGGCAGGUGAAGUCAUGGAGGCUCACACACUCUGUACGCUGUUUCAAUCAUUGGAACAUGCGGUUUUUAUUGGUGAUCCUUUACAGCUAAGACCUCAAAUUGACGAGCGUAGCCUGUCUCUUGAGACCAAGGCGGGAAGUCAGUAUCGGCUGGAUGAGUCACUUUUCGAAAGGCUCAUGUCUGAUGAUUCCGGGAUCAGGAAGCUUCCAUAUGCUCAGCUUAAUGUUCAACGCAGAAUGCACCCUGAUAUCUCGGCUCUGGUUCGGAGGACUUUGUAUCCUGCCCUCACAGACCACCCCAGUACGCAUUCGCAUGCAAAUAUCGGAGGCUUAUCACACCGAGCUUACUGGUUCGACCACCGCUAUCCAGAGAGCAAAGCCCCUGCAGCUUCGGGGGCUACAAAGUCUUUCUGCAACAAUUUUGAAGUCCAGAUGGUGUACGGUCUCGUUCGAUAUUUGAUAAACACCAACUCCUAUGCACGUGGCGACAUAGCAACCCCUUACAACGGACAACUUGCCGAGUUGGUCAAAUGCUUGCAUGGGAUGACCAACCUUUAUUUGAGCGACAAAGACAAAGAGUCUUUGGUCGACGGUGGCUUACUUGAUGAAGAAGACCUCGAAAAGAAUGACCGCGUCGAUGUUGAUAUGCUCGACAUGCUUCGUGUCUCAACCAUAGAUAACUUCCAAGGAGAGGAAGCAAAGAUAAUUAUUCUUACGACUGUGCGCAGCAAUGCUGAAAACUCUCCAGGUUUUAUGAGAACCGAUAAUCGGAUCAAUGUCGCCUGCAGCAGGGCUCGUGAUGGAUUCUUUAUCUUUGGGAACUCCCAGUGCUUGGAGGUCGUGCCGAUGUGGAAUAGUAUCAUAAAAAUAUUUAAAGAAUCAGCACGAUUUGGUCCUUCCCUAGCAGUCACUCCGUGCUCUCGUGAGAUGAAACAUUGCGACACUGUCUUUGAAAUCAAGGAACCUUCUGACUUCGACAAAAUUCCACUAUGCGAAGCGAUUUGCGGGGGGAGAUUGCCUUGCGGACAUUCAUGCAGCGAAAAAUGCCACCCUUCCGAGUUUCAUGGAACCGGGCAAGUCAAGUGCACAGAGGUUUGCAACAAGACCCAUCCCGAGUGCGGACACCCUUGUCAAAAGCGCUGUGGUGAAGACUGUGGCAGCUGUACCCAUAAACAAGCAACUACUGAACUUGACUGCGGCCAUAUCGGUGUUGUGACAUGCGACAAGGACUACUGGGGCGCGACCUUGCAGUGUGACGUGAUAGUCAGCCAGACCAGCCUAAAGUGUGGACAUACACUGUCUGUCAAGUGCGACGACAAGGAUAAAGAACUUUUCUGCAGCGAAGAUUGCAAAUCCUUGCUUGCCUGUGGUCACGUCUGUAGAGGCAAAUGUGCGAGGUGCCAGGAGUCAGGUCAUCCCCCGUGCCUGAAGAAUUGCAAUAUGACAUGUCCCGACUGUGGCGCAGAGAUCCAUGACAUUCCAGCUUACGCCAUGAUUUCUGGGGUCCCAAAGCUCCUGGAGGAAACGAAGAAGCUUAUUGCAAGGAUCGGAGGACACAUAGGUAUCAUUGGAAAGCGCUUAUCCUAUCACGAGAUUACGCUUCGAAACAACUUUCCCCUUCUGAAAAUGGGGCUCCGACCAAGUCCUUUAUCAGAUGGGGCGAAUAGGCAAUUGAUUUCUCAAAGAUACCAAGCUCUUAGGGAAGUUCAGGAACAGAUCAUUGCGAUACGAGAACAACUGGUUAUCCCUAUUGAAGAGAACAUCGAACGUCUGAGCGAAAUGCUCAAAAAUUCGCCAGAAUUCGUUCCAUUCAAUAUGCAAUUUAAAACACGCUUCGAGUUACUCUUUGGCAGGGUCCGCCACAUAUUCUUGAAAGAUGUUUUGGAAGUAUCAAAAUUCCUCGAUACUCUUGAGGAUCCAUCUUAUCAAACAGAAAUCCUCGCUCGUACUCUUGCUCGCACAGUGUUCAUACACGGCCGAGAGAAUAUAGAGAACAUUGAACAUUCGAUUUCCAAGUGCAGCUCCAAAAAGCUACCCUGUCUUGAGGUUGAGCUUCGACUCCUUCAGCUCAGCUUCCAAUGUCUCGUCCAGCGCGCUGGAAGUGUCGACGACAUUACUUGCAAUUCUCUUGAUAUGGAGAAAUCUGUGAGCAGGAUCCUGGACUUGUGUGAAAAGUAUCCUCGCUCCGCCGGCUUGUACAAGCAGCAGGCAGAAUCACUCAGAACUUCUUUCCUGGCCAAGUCAAACCCGGGUCACAUCUUCAUGGAACAAACGCGAACCAUGGAGAAAGGAUGGAGAGAAUGCGAGUCCGGUGAUAUCACCAGGUGCUCUGCCAGUUCUCAUCCUUACCCAGCAACCGCAUUCGAGUUUUGUCCAGAGUGCGAAUCGAUAGAAGCUGUUCCAGAAGUGAUCAAUGUGGAGGAAGUCGCGAGUACGUCAUCCUACGAGAAAAACCUGGCUCCUGAAGAAGACUUUCUUCGCUGGAUGCGAAGUCGUCGCGUGCGUGCCUAA